AUGCCUCCACGCGGGGCCGAUCCGGCAGACAAGCGCAGCAGCCCUCUCAGGAGCCACCCACCCGCCCUUCCGCUUGCUAAAAGACCUGAGGAGCACCAAAAGCCCUCAGAAGUCGAAAGUGGAGCUGAGUUGCUGGGAAGGUUUCCGUUUCGAUGCAGCAGCCCAAUCAACUUCAAAGGCUUGCGCACCAGCGAUGCAGAGGAUACUGCUUCUGACAGCGACAAGAACAACAGCGCCUUCGGAUUGAAGCGACAGGUGUACAGUAACUCUGAUGUCUUGGACGAAACUGUUCACUCCAGCAUGUCCGAAAGUCCUGAAUUUGAGAGCAAGCUAGUGGCUCCAAUUGACCAGGGAAAAUGGGAUCUGCCAAACUCCUCUCUGGCUGAAGAGUCCAAGGAUGAAGCAAAGCCUCUUGUUGGUUUGGGAAUUCUUGGCCUCGAGUCCAAGGAUAUGUCUUUCCCCGAAGAGUCUCUCCACAUGAUUCAAUCCCAGGAGGAGACCGAGGAGAGCCUGACCAGUCUCAUCAAUGAGCUGAUAGCUGAAGAGGGCAAUGACAUUGUUCCAGACACCCUGGUUGCUUUGCCCGAGAAGGACACUCCCUACCCUUCCCUUCUGAUGGAGACGGACUACCAUGAAGGUCUCACCGAUGAGCAGGUUGCCGACCGUCGCAAGGCACAUGGUCGCAACUGCCUGACCCAGAAUACGACAAACAACUGGAUCAAGUUCUUAUCGUUCUUUGUUGGUCCAAUCCAAUUCGUCAUGGAGGCCGUGACUGUUCUUGCCGCUGGCUUGCGCAGCUGGAUUGAUUUCGGUAUCAUCUGCGCGCUGCUGCUCCUCAAUGCCAUUGUCGGCUUCGUCCAGGAAUACCACGCUGGUAAUAUUGUCGCAAAUCUUAGGAAGACACUAGCACUCAGAGCUUUGGUCGUUCGAAACAGCGAUAUUGUGGAGAUACAGGCUGAGGAUGUUGUUAUUGGCGACAUUGUUUAUCUUGAAGAUGGAUCCAUUGUUGCAGCGGACGGCAGCAUUAUCGCCACGAAUGAGAUCAUCCAGGUCGACCAGUCCGGCAUCACGGGUGAAUCUCUUGCAGUCGAAAAGGCAAAAGGGGACACUUGCUAUGCAUCUUCCGCUAUCAAGCGUGGCUCGGGAUACAUGGUAGUCACGGCAAUUGGUGACCACACCUAUGUCGGCACUGCUGCAGCCCUUGUCCAGCAAGCUCAGCAAUCCCCUGGACACUUCACUCUUGUCCUGAACGGAAUGGCACGCUCACUUCUCUAUCUGGUAAUCUUCACGCUGGUUGCGGUAUGGAUCUCAGGAUUCUAUCGAUCCAAUCUCAUCAUCCAGAUCCUCGAACACACUUUGGCGAUUGCAAUGGUAGGUGUACCCGUUGGACUUCCCAUCGUUGUAACCACAACCAUGGCCGUGGGUGCGGCAUAUCUAGCCAAUCGCAAGGCAAUCGUGCAAAAGCUAUCCGCUAUUGAGUCCUUGGCUGGAGUCGAGAUCUUGUGUUCGGAUAAAACUGGAACUUUGACCCGCAAUGUCUUGACCCUGGGAGAACAACACCUUGUUCCUGGAAAUACAGCAGCCGACCUCAUGUUGAUUGCAUGUCUUGCCGCAAAUCGUAAGAAGGGAGGCAUCGAUGCUAUCGACAAAGUCUUCCUGAAGGGGCUUCGUCAUUAUCCCGCCGUCAAAGCACAGAUCGCCUCAUACAAGACGUUGGAGUUUUCUCCAUUCGACUCAGUCUCAAAGAGAGUGACUGCGCUUGUUCAGUCUCCAGAUGGCGAGCGGAUUACUUGCAUCAAGGGUGCCCCACGAACUGUCCUGCAAACUGUGCUCAAAGAGACUGUGCUCAGUGAGCAGUUUGUCGCUCAGUACAAGACAAAGGUUCUUGAAUUUGCCACUCGUGGCUUCCGUUGCCUCGGGAUUGCUCGCAAGCGCGAAGGCCAUGACUGGGAGAUAAUGGGAAUUAUGCCGGUCCACGACCCCCCUCGACAUGAUACCGCCCAGACGAUUGUUGAAGCCAAAAGUCUCGGCCUCUCGAUCAAAAUGCUCACUGGUGAUGCCGUCGGUAUUGCUCGUGAGACAUCGGCCAGACUUGGGCUCGGAACCAACAUUUACAAUGCUGAGCGGCUCGGGGUGACUGGUGCUGGCUGCAUGCCUGGAUCCGAGGUUGCUGACUUUGUUGAGGCUGCAGAUGGGUUUGCUGAAGUAUUCCCCCAGCACAAGUACAGUGUCAUUGAGAUCCUGCAGGCUCGCGGUUAUCUGGUUGCCAUGACCGGAGAUGGAGUGAAUGACGCCCCCUCGUUGAAGAAGGCCGAUACCGGUAUCGCAGUUGAGGGCGCAUCUGAUGCAGCUCGAUCCGCUGCCGACAUUGUGUUCCUGGCACCCGGUCUGUCGGCCAUCAUUGAUUCGAUCAAGACAUCUCGCCAGAUCUUUCACCGCAUGUACUCGUAUGUUGUUUAUCGGAUUGCUUUGUCCAUUCAUUUGGAAAUCUUCUUCGGCAUCAAGAUCUUCAUCGAGAAUGAAACACUGGAUCUUCGCCUGAUAGUUCUUUUUGCGAUAUUUGCCGAUAUUGCGACUCUGGCCAUUGCUUAUGACAACGCUCCUUACUCCCAUGUCCCUGUCAAGUGGAACACACCAAGACUGUGGGGUGAAUCGAUUGUGCUGGGUUCCCUCUUGGCCAUCGGAAGCUGGGUAGCUUACACCACAACGCUCUUAGAUGAGGGAGGUAUUGCUGCGGUGAACGGCUUUGUCAGUCAGAGGCUGCGUGAUGAAGUCAUGUUCCUGGAGAUCUCGCUGACCCAGAGUUGGUUGAUCUUUGUGACUCGGUCGUCUGGUGCUGGCUCCCGCUCGCUGUGGACCAACAAGCCCUCGAUGUCUCUUUGCGCUGCGAUCGUAGCAAUCGAUGUCACGGCCACGCUGAUCGCUUGCUUCGGUAUCUUCGGCUCGAUGGUACACCCGCUGACUGCACUCAAUGUCUGGGUUAUCGCUUCCGGGGUGACUUGUGCUAUCGCAAUGGCGUACAUCCUGUUGCACAAUUCGCCCACAUUUGACAACCUGAUGCAUGGUAGAUUACCUCGCCGCAAGGCCAAACCGCGGUCUUCUGAAGACUUUGGCCUCAACAUGCAGCGCAUGGCCAAUCAGCAUGAGGCGACCACCUGA
Molecule: messenger RNA, 3159 nt
Organism: Penicillium brevicompactum
Lineage: Eukaryota; Fungi; Ascomycota; Eurotiomycetes; Eurotiales; Aspergillaceae
Product: plasma-membrane proton-efflux P-type ATPase
Exons: 5
Coding region: 1-3159 (1052 amino acids)
Biological process (GO): regulation of intracellular pH; proton export across plasma membrane
Cellular component (GO): plasma membrane
Molecular function (GO): ATP binding; ATP hydrolysis activity; P-type proton-exporting transporter activity
Source: RefSeq, a predicted model, not a curated record